This is a messenger RNA of Lytechinus variegatus (green sea urchin), 1141 nucleotides long. RefSeq lists its product as uncharacterized. The coding region runs from base 450 to 1046 and encodes 198 amino acids. The record is from RefSeq and is a predicted model, not a curated record. The transcript is spliced from 5 exons. Lineage: Eukaryota; Metazoa; Echinodermata; Echinoidea; Temnopleuroida; Toxopneustidae.
UUGAUUUUUUGGAAAAAGUCAAUGAUUCUGUAAUUUUUAAACUGCGAUAAUCCGUCGAACGCUAAACUAAUGUCGCACUCGCGAUCGAUCGAUCGGUACACAGGUACGGUAUACACAAACGCCAGGCUAUACACUGUAGCUAGGCACGCUCUGGGGCAUGCAAUUGUUAAAAACAAUGGGGCAGGGGACGUCUAUGGGAAAUGCGUGGUUGUGCAAAAAUGCGAACGAAACACGCCUGCGGAUGUGCAAUAAUGCGAAUGUAACGCAUGAAGAGUUAACACCUUAUGUCUCAAAAGUGAAAUGCUUCAUGACAGCUCAGAAUAAGGUUGAUUCUAUAACUUGGACAGCAGCCUUCUUUUGCUUAGAAAGAGUUCUUGAAAGCUCUCGGAUCCCAUCACUAAUUGAUCGACAAAUAGUUCACCUUAAAUUUAAUCGCAAUUUAGGCUACGAUGGAUGAUAUUUUGAGUGACAACUUCUUAUUGAAAUUGGCGGAAAAAAUCGAUCCUUCGAAUGUGCCUCCACAGAAUUUGAGCACCCACUUAGGUUUCUCUCGAGCUGAAGGUUCACGCGCAGCAAUAGAGGGAAACAUCUCCUUAAAUCAAGAAAAUGCAUACCACAAGAUCUUCACCAAGUAUACAAUGAAACAUGGUCGCAAGGAAGACAGUGCCCUGAAACUCACCAAGAUGUUUCUAGAAAGUGAUAUGAAGGACUGUGCUGAUCUUGUCAAAGAAAAGUUAAAGAAGUUUGGGAUCCCAGUUCCUUCAGAUGAAGAUCUGACUGUAGAUCAACCAGUGUCACUUCCCACCCCUCCACGUGACAUCCCAGGACCAAGGCAGCGGCAGGUACCACCUACGACAAGUAUGGUUAGAGAUCCCACCAGUCAUGAUAGGCAGCCAGUUAGAACAGAUACCCAGCCUCCCAAUCGUCCCGUAUGUGUUCCACACCCGUCGCCCCCUGAUCACUACAAGCUACCUACACAUCUGUUCUUUGCAGCCAUUAUCAUGGUCACAUUGGUCAUUGUCGGUGUCUAUUCAUUUCUGUAUUAAAAGAUAAUCAACAGGGAAGCGAUACGAUUUUCAAGGGGGGGGGGCUGACCAUGCCAAAAAUCAAUCAUAUGGUAAUAUUUGCGUUUUUUUGUGUA